Molecule: messenger RNA, 779 nt
Organism: Bolinopsis microptera
Lineage: Eukaryota; Metazoa; Ctenophora; Tentaculata; Lobata; Bolinopsidae
Product: cell cycle checkpoint control protein RAD9A-like
Exons: 7
Coding region: 48-779 (243 amino acids)
Biological process (GO): DNA replication checkpoint signaling; DNA repair; mitotic intra-S DNA damage checkpoint signaling
Cellular component (GO): checkpoint clamp complex
Source: RefSeq, a predicted model, not a curated record
AGAUGGAUUUUUAAAGGUAGACGGUUUAGCAGCACCAUGGAAACCGAAUGAAUUGCACAGCUCCUGGACGACAUAUCAAAGUAUUUGGUAAAGCUAUACUAUGUCUCGCGAAGGUUGGAGAGGAGAUAUACUUUGAGGGUGAAGCUAGUGGGCUCGCUGUACGUACAGUUAAUCUAUCCCGCUCUGCCUAUGGAUCCUUUCUUUUUCAAACUUCCUUUUUCUCAAAAUUCUCCCUCCAAAGCCAAAAUUCGGGUGAACUUCGCUGCAAAGUCUCAGCAAGGUCGUGCCUGUCCAUUUUCAAGAACUUGGCUUCUCUGGAGAAAUCGGUGGACACUUUUACCAUAGAAUUAAAGUUCGUGGAAGGAGAACUUGUCUUCAGUCUCAAUCACAGACACGGAAUAAAGAAGCAGUUCAACUUAACGUUCCAGGAAUGCGAGGGACUCAGUGCUAUCUUCAAUAAAAACUCUUCUGUCAUUCACAUCGUCUCAGACCAAAAGUUUCUAGGAGACUGCGUCGUACAUUUCCCUACUAAUGUGGCGGAGAUAACCCUAAACGCUAAACAUGACCACACGAUGCUCAGUAACUAUGUAGAGGAGGAGAGUCAGUACGGCAAGGUGCUGCAGACUGAAAUGCGGUUAGCUAGCACUGAGUUCUCCUGCUACGAUGUAUCAGUAGACAGAGAGAUUACCUUUUGUUUGAAGGAGUGGAGAGCUAUUCUUCAGUUCCAAGACUCUGUUGCUCAGCAACUACAUUUAUACUUCGAUGAUCCUGGCAGGUAA